GGAGGAGGCGGAGCGUCACAGUCGUCGGUGAGGCGGCUCAGGGGCCGCGGCGGCCGCGGAGGGAGAGAGGAGAGGGCGACGACGGCACGCCCGCCGCAAGACCUGCAAUAUGGUGUCGUCUAUUAUUUCCCGAGCCGUUGUGUUGGUAUUUGGAAUGCUGUAUCCUGCAUAUUACUCAUACAAAGCUGUAAAGACAAAAAAUGUGAAGGAAUAUGUGCGAUGGAUGAUGUAUUGGAUUGUGUUUGCUCUUUAUACUGUCACUGAAACAAUAGCAGACCUCAUGAUCUCUUGGUUUCCUCUGUACUACGAGUUGAAGAUUGCUUUUGUUAUUUGGUUGCUCUCUCCAUAUACUAGAGGGGCAAGUUUAAUAUAUAGAAAGUUUCUCCAUCCUCUUCUUUCUUCAAAAGAGAAGGAGAUUGAUGAAUAUAUUGUGCAAGCCAAAGAACGUGGGUAUGAAACAAUGGUUAAUUUUGGCAAACAGGGUUUAAAUCUAGCUGCUACAGCAGCAGUGACUGCAGCUGUAAAGGGCCAAGGAGCAAUAACUGAAAAGUUGAGGAGUUUCAGUAUGCAGGACUUAACUGCUAUACAAGGUGAUGAACCAGUGGGACAACGGCCCUACCAGACAUUACCUGAUACCAAAAGGAGAGGCAAAAACGCCAGCACCAGUGAAACCCUAGGUUACAGUAUUCCAGUGAAAGAUGAUUCUGAAGAUGAUAAAACAGAUGAGGAGAGGGAAGGGACCUAUUCAGAAGAUGAGAUGUUUACUCAGAGAGGUCUCCGGAGAACACAAAGCAUGAGAUCCGUAAAAACAAUCAAAGGUCGCAAAGAGAUGCGGUAUGGCUCAUUAAAAUACAAGGUGAAAAGAAGACCACAAGUAUACUUCUAAGUGAUCUUCGCAACUCAUCUGAAAUUGAACUAUUAUCAGUUGACUCCUCCGGGCCACUAUAGGCCUGGGCCUAUGUGUACGGCUUCCCCGUUCUCUCAAAAUGACUCAUGAUCUGAGUGGAUUUUCCUGGUUACGGAAGAGAAAGGGAAACAUCUUUAGUGCACAGAGCUCUGCAUGCGUAUCUGAACUACUUGCCACUGUGCUGUGCAUUUAAUCAUACCAAAAAAAUCAAUCAUGGUGGUUGGAAUUUAUUGCUUUAAAGGCAGAUCAUAUGUUUAUACUCAGAUUUUUAAAACUAAUUGCUUAUAUGGAUAGGUAACACUUCAGGGUCCUGUGCUUUAUAAAACGGUAUAAUUUAAAGACUGGCAGAUACUACCGUAUUUUUUACUCUUUUGGGCGAACAUUUUAAUGCUUGUUUGAUGUUUAACACUUAAUGAAAAUGAUGCACUUCUAAUUUCUUACUAUAACUAAAAAGUUUAUACUUGAAUACAUUAUAUUUCAAGGUAUCUUAAAAUGCUUUAAAAUCUGGGGUUGGAGAAAUGAGCCUGAUGGAAAUAGGAAUAAUUAGUAGUUAGUCUUUAUAAUGACUUGGAUCCAAAGAUUAAAAAGUUCAAGCAAGUAGUUUCUGCUCUGCAGUAAACUGAGUCUUUAAAACAAAUAGUAGUCUGGUUUUAAAACUUUCUUCAUUGCUGUGUGACAUGGGGACUACUUAGUCAAAGGAUUGUUUCAGCUCUCAGAACUUGUUUUGAUGGUUCUUUUGACGUCUGUGUUUUGCUGUGCAAUAAUAAUAUGGAUGUACCUAGUGCAGUCAGCCUAUCUGAUUGCUCAGUAUAUUGCCUUGACCAUUUCUGCACAAUAUCAAACAUACGGAUUUACAGGUUUAUGGGAGUUUUGAUGCAUUUUUUUGGUCCAGUGUUUGCCAAAAAGCAUAGAAAUGUGUUUUAUUCAAAGACAGACUAUUAUUUCACCCAGCUCUGAGUGCUUUAUUUUAGUUGGCAGUAUCUCUCGGCUGUUCCAGGAAAGAAUCUUUACCAGCCUGGGAUUGAGUGUAAUACCAAAUAAGAUUAUUUUUGUAUUUAAUUUCUCUUUGGAGUCUACUAGUGCAUCUGUGAGAAUGCAGCCAGGUUCCUUUUUCUCCUAAAGUCUCCAGAAUCCAUCUAAACAUUCAUAGUUAUAUUCUGUCUUGGAGACUUCAGACAAAUACCCAAAACAAAACAAUACACAACCCACAUAUCCUAGAUUCACUUGUUUCUUCUCUGGCUCUGUCUGGUGAUUUUUCAAUGUUAGUUUUUAAAAUCUUGCAUUUGUUUUCAUCUUUGUUUGCAUGUGUAGCCAUUUUUUUUCUUGUAAAGCAUUGCUAAAGACUAUGUUUAGCCCAUGCCCAGAACUGAAAGCCAUAUUAGCAGUACAAAAAACUGGAUCAUUGGAUUCAAAUGCUGGUCUGUGUUAGACCAGCAUAAUCUGUAGAGCCUGUUUUCACUUGAUACAUUUCUGUGAUGUCCUUUGUACUCUUUCAGAGCAGCAUUUUCAAAUGCUAAUGGAUACUUAAGUGUCUCACUACUUAAAAGCUGGCUUACAAAUGCCACUCUUCCUCGAUGCCUAAAUGUGACUCACCCGUUCUUGUUGGGUAAAUCUUCCGAUCUCUUGGGAUAGCCAGGAGUUUUAAUAUUGCCAUCUGGAUGAAAAGAAUAAUUUUAAUCCUUUAGUGAUUAAAUGAUUUUUAAAAAGAAAAUAUCAUAAGAUGAGAUCCACAUUUUAAAGCAGAUCACAGUGCUGGAAUCUGAACACUUGAAAAAAUGUUACCGUUAUAUCUGUUGGUACUAAGCUUUAAUGUGAGAUAAAUAGAUUCCAUAUAGAUGCAGUCGCUGUUGCCUGUUUUUGGUCAAAAGAUAUUUAGCCGCUUGUGCUCCUUCUAUUUUUAUCUGUUUUAUACUAAUUUAUACAAUGCUUUGGAUAUGAAAUAAAUAAACAGAUUCCAGAAAAACAUAGUUUUCUUAUGCAUAGAAAUGUCCAAAAGGUUGACAGUCUCAACAAUAUAUAAGAGUUAACAUGCUUGUAAGAGUGUUCCUUCUGUGGAAAAGAAUUAACAAUUUCUCCUAAAAAUUAGAAGCUUGUCCCAUUUUGGAAAUCCAAGUGCUGCAAGCUUCAGAAAUAGAAUUAAAUAUUAUAGAAAGAGUUCUUGCCAUUGCAUUUUUCUGUAGCUGUUAAUGUGAUUACACUCAAUAUAGGGAAUAUAGAUUGAGAUGUAUGAAUCGGGAGACAAACGAUCCCAGGAGUAUCUUUCAAAGGGCUUGUUGUUCUGCAGAUACUCAGUUAACAAAAUGUGGGCUGUUUUAAAUUUAGUUCUUUAGCAGUUUGAGAAUUUAGUUCUGUAACAGGAGUGGGUAAUUUGCGACCUACUGGAUAUUGUCUAUGACUUGCAGAAUUCCUCAUCUUUGUCUAGUCCAGUGGUUCCCAGCCUUUGUUCCUCCAGUUGUUUUGGACUUCAAUUCCCAGAAAUCCCCAUCAGUUUAUUAAUUGCUAGGAAUUGUGGGAGCUGCAAUCCAAAACAUCAGGAAUACUAAAGGUUGGGAAGCACUGCUCUAGGCUACCUAAGACUGAUAGGAAUUGCACUGGGUGACACCUCCUCUUCUUCCUAAAGAA
Molecule: messenger RNA, 3529 nt
Organism: Anolis sagrei ordinatus
Lineage: Eukaryota; Metazoa; Chordata; Lepidosauria; Squamata; Anolidae
Gene: REEP3
Product: receptor accessory protein 3
Cellular component (GO): endoplasmic reticulum membrane; cytoplasmic microtubule
Molecular function (GO): microtubule binding
Source: RefSeq, a predicted model, not a curated record